CGACCUCGCACACCAUCGGUGACAAUCAUAAUAUUUCCUUUCCGCCACGAUCCCGAUUUCAUUGGCCACGAAGCUAUUCUCCAUGAUCUCGUCGGUGAAUGCUCUAAACCUCCCGCGCGCUUGGCCCUUGUUGGCAUAGGCGGCAUUGGCAAAACUCAGCUGGCCAUUGAGCUCGCCUACCGGUUAGUGAAGUUGGCUAAAAUGUCUGUAUUCUGGAUCAAUGCCGAAAGCCGGUUGAGUAUUGAAGAAGGCUUCAAAUCGAUUGCGUGGAAUGCUGCUUCGUGGAGACAAGAGACCGACGCAGGUUGGUUGCGGGUUUCAUACGAUUGGCUUUCUAACGAACGUAAUGGUCGAUGGGUUUUGAUCCUAGACGGCGCCAACGAGGAUAGUAUUUCCCAUAUCGAGGCAUCCUUACCGAAGAGCCAAAACGGGGCAAUCAUCGUCACAACUCGCCUUAGAGACGUGGCUUAUAGGCUGACUGGAGGCAGCCAAGAUGUGAUCGAGGUUGGACCUCUAUCAGUGUACGGGGCUGUUACACUCCUCGAGAAUAAACUAGGGCGGACAGCGACCGAACGGUUCUCAAAGAGUGGCGUAACAAGUAGCCUCGUAAAAUCGCUUGGCCUAAUUCCGCUGGCUAUUUGUCGGGCAGCGGCAUAUAUACAACACCUCUCGCCUAACCGUACCCUUGAGAAGCAGUUAGCUCAAUUAAGAGAUAAUGAGCAAGAAAAGAUCAAGCUUUUAGAGUUUGAAGUCUUCAGCUCCGACCGAAGUGGACAAACUCUGAGAAGUCUUUUCGGGACCUGGAAGUCUUCACUUGACGCUAUCCACUCUAAAAGGCCGUCCGCGAUAGACCUUCUGUCACUCAUGAGCUUUUUUGAUCGUCGAGGUAUUCCGAAAUGGCUGCUGAGACCCUCCAAACGAGACGAUGGUGCUCAGCAGUCCGACGUUCCUCCCAUAGAGGGCGAGGGCGAUAUGAACGACGAGAUAGACGCCAGCCUAAACGACGACAUGGAUAUGUUGAUGAAUCACUGCCUCAUAACAGCGAAUAGCACAAAACAAGUGUUCUCGAUGCAUGGGCUCGUCCAGCUCUCGGUGAAGAAUAACAUGGAUCCAUUUCUGCUACAGGCAUUUGAGCAGCAGUUUAUCAAGCGGCUAGCGAUGGCAUUUCCGAAAAACAUAUCUUCCAAUUGGGCAACUUGUGAGGAGCUUUCUGCCCAUGUUCAAUUAGCAGUCAAUUGUCAUCCGAGCGAUCAUUUGCUAGAAGAUUGGGCAAGUCUUCUACAUAACUGGGGUCGCUUUUCACGGUUACUAGGCAGAUAUGAGAUUGCGAUGCAAACGGCCGACCAAGUAUUAAUAGCGCGAGAGAAAAUAGGAAUGGAUAGUGCGAAAACUUUGACGCUGAUAGCUCUGAUACACAUGGACCGAGGGGUGUAUGACAGAGCUGAGGAGUUGUUCAGUCGAGUAGCGGACAUAUACAACAGAAGCCUGCGACUAAACGACACCCAAGCCUGGAUCAGCAUGAAUAAUCUGGCGUCGAUGUAUAAAGUCAAGGGCCAGUGGAAAGAGGCAGAGGAGAUUCAUAUCCAGGUGGGGAUACGUCGAGUAGAUCAUUACGGACAUGAUCACCCAAGGACGCUGGCGAGUAAAGCGAAUCUGGCGUCAGCAUACAAGGCUCAAGGUCGAUACUUUCAAGCCGAGAGGCUGCAGAAAGAGGUGGUUGAAGGUUACAAAAACAAGCUUGGCCUGGAUCACCAUUUAACUCUGACUAGUAUGAGUAACUUGGGAUCGAUAUACAGGCUUCAGGGAAAGUUGUUGGAGGCUGAGAGCCUCCAGGUGCAAGCAAUGGAAUCCCUCAAAAUAAAAUUUGGGGUAGAACAUGCUGAUACACUCGCAAGCAUGAACAGCCUAGCAUCAACGUACAGGGCUCGAGGCCUCUUCGACAAGGCCGAAGCUCUACAGGAACAGGUAAUGGAGAUUCGCAAUGCGAUCUUUGGGUCUGACCAUCCCAGUACACUGGCCAGCAUGAAUAACCUCGCCUUGACAUGCAGCGCCCAGGGAAACCACGGCAGGGCGGCGAAACUACAGUCAACGGUAGUAGAGGUUUGCAAAGCUAAGCUUGGGCCAGAGCACCCUCAUACUUUGACGAGCUUGAACAACAUUGCUCUCAUUUGGAAAGGCCAAGGGCGAGAUGCAGACGGCAAGUGGAAGAUGGACGAGUGUGUCGAAACUCGAUUACGGAUUCUUGGCCAAAACCACCCCUAUACCAUCGCUUCGAUGAAGGCAGCGGACAAAUGGUGGGAUCCCGUUUAA
Molecule: messenger RNA, 2310 nt
Organism: Trichoderma virens Gv29-8
Lineage: Eukaryota; Fungi; Ascomycota; Sordariomycetes; Hypocreales; Hypocreaceae
Exons: 3
Cellular component (GO): kinesin complex
Molecular function (GO): protein binding; ADP binding
Source: RefSeq, a predicted model, not a curated record